Corvus hawaiiensis (hawaiian crow) is the source of this 1872-nucleotide messenger RNA. RefSeq names its product proto-oncogene Mas-like. Gene Ontology annotation, biological process: G protein-coupled receptor signaling pathway. The record is from RefSeq and is a predicted model, not a curated record. Lineage: Eukaryota; Metazoa; Chordata; Aves; Passeriformes; Corvidae. The transcript is spliced from 3 exons. Gene Ontology annotation, molecular function: G protein-coupled receptor activity. The coding region runs from base 653 to 1609 and encodes 318 amino acids. Gene Ontology annotation, cellular component: membrane.
UCUAGGGCUUGCCUGGCCACUGGAUGGGUCUGAAAGCUCCAGUCACAAGGAGCUCAGUGACUUGAGGGCAAAGCGUGAUCACAGAGAAUUUGGCCAAGAUGCCAAGACCCUGAGGAGCAGGGAGGAUGUUCAGUCAGGCCCAGAAGGGAACAGUUCUCUGACAAAGCAUUUCUCCAGUCAGGAGGUGCAGGUUGAGCAAUGGGCUGACACCAGCUGAAACAACAGCCUGGGAGGGAGGAGCGGGAUGCAAAACCACGAGGAUAUCUCUUGAGGUCAGCAAGGAAAACAGAGUUUCUUACUGGGAAGAAAAAAGAAGCCAGAAUUGCAGCAUUGUUACUUAACCCAGGAAACUUUGUUCAACCAAGACCAGCAGGCUCAGUAUGACCACACAAAAAAUGCUACCAGGCUUUUAUUGGAAUUCCUGAGUGCCUGCACGCCUGCCUCAGCCAGGUUUAACUAGCAGUGGACUCUGCCUGGAAAAGGCAGUUCCUGCAUUCCUAUCAGGUGCGAGGAUCAGGAUUGAGCAACAGCACCUCCAAAAGCAACCAAACCUCGAGGGCGAGGAAUUGGGAAGUGAGUGGGAUCUCUUCCCAACCAUCACAUGACUUUUAUUCAUGCUCCUCCUUGAGGAUGAGGUCUGGAAUCACCCAUUAUGAGACCCUCAACCACACCAGUCCUCCUUCUGGCUACAACCAUCCAGGCUCCUGGGAGCAACCAGAGUGGGGCUGUGGGACAACCACAGCCAUCCUACACUGUCCUCAAGUUCAUGGAGAGCUUCUGCCUGCUGAGUGCUGCCUGUGGGAUGGUGGGGAACGGCCUGGUCCUGUGGUACCUGGGCUUCCGCAUCCGCAGGAACCACUUCACCGUCUACAUCCUGAACCUGGCGGCCGCCGACUUCGGGUACCUGCUGUGCAUCGCCGUGGAGACCGUGCAGUACCUGAUGCAGUUCAACGUGGGGGUGCAGUUCGGGAUAUUCCUCUUCCUGGAUCUCUUCAUGUACGGCACGGGCCUGUACUUGCUGACGGCCAUCAGCAUUGAGCGCUGCCUGUCCGUGCUCUCCCCCAUCUGGUGCCGGACACACCGCCCAAAGCACCUGUCUGCCGUGGUGUCCGGCCUGCUCUGGGCGCUGUCCCUGCUCCUGAACACUCUGGGAUAUGUUUUGUGCACUGCCCGCCCCUCUCCCAGAGUCUGCCAGCACCUGCUCAUCACCAUCGGAGCCUUGGACUUCCUCGUCUGCACCCCCCUCAUGCUGCUCUUCAGCCUCACCCUCUUCCUCAGGGUCAAGUGCAGCUCCCAGCCCUUCCAAACGGGCCGGCUCUUCACCGUCAUCAUGCUCACCAUCCUCCUCUUCCUCAUUUUCGCUGUGCCCCUCAGCAUCCUCAUCCUCCUGGACUUCCUGGGCCACAAGUUUCUGUAUUCCCCGGAGAUCGGCUUCGUGCUGUCCUGCGUCAACAGCACCCUCAACCCCGUCAUUUACUUCCUGGUGGGAAGCUACAGGGAUCGGAAAUUCAGGCUCACCCUCCGCCUGGCAUUCCAGAGGGCCUUCCAAGACUCGGGAGAUGACAGAGAUGAGAGGGAAACCCGGGACACGAUAACCAUGUCCUCCUAAAAUCCCAUUCAGAAUUCCUUGGAAUGUAGAAAGGAAUUUAGAAUCCCUUGGCAGAACUGAAGAACUUCGAGGUACCGGGGGAGGUUCAUCUCACCUGACCCUCAGUACCCUCUUUGUAGAUAUUUUAGGUCAUUAUUUUAAGUCCCGUCUGUGAUCCUUGAAAGAACAGGAGCACCUGGACCACAGAAUAUUCCUGACCUGUAUUUGGACCACAUUAAAAGUUCCUUUUUCUGUCCAGUGACUAUUAAAUAAUAUUCAUUUGA